Molecule: messenger RNA, 1574 nt
Organism: Leguminivora glycinivorella
Lineage: Eukaryota; Metazoa; Arthropoda; Insecta; Lepidoptera; Tortricidae
Gene: CPR21
Product: adhesive plaque matrix protein-like
Exons: 4
Coding region: 81-1109 (342 amino acids)
Cellular component (GO): chitin-based extracellular matrix
Molecular function (GO): structural constituent of chitin-based larval cuticle
Source: RefSeq, a predicted model, not a curated record
CAGGACCUUAGCAUAUAUAAUCGCGUCCGCGACCCCUUGCGACAGAUUCGCACGGACUGCCGAAACGGAAGGAUACCACUAUGAAACUGUUACUCGCCUUCCUCGCCGUUCUGGCGAUUUCGUACGCCGAUGAAGAAGGCGCGGCAAGUCUAAUCGAAGACUCUGAAGCUGUCGCUUCAGUGGAACUUCUAAAAACUUCAGCAGACACCAAAGCGGCAGCCAACUACGUGUCUCCCAGCCAAAGGCCUCCUCGCGGCUGGAAUGCCCCCCAGAUCGGUCAGCAGAACAACUGGAACCAGCCUCAAACCUGGGCUCCACCUUCAACAGCCGGAUGGACCCAGCCGGCUAGCAACUACUGGAACCAAAAUCAGAACCAGUACGGACAGUGGCCGGCUCCCGACUGGAAACCAGAGGGCAAUGUCUGGAACCAGAACCAGUGGACUACCCCACCUACUUGGACCGCGGCCCCGAGCUGGAGCCCUCCUAGCUACGUCCCUGGGUGGCAGAACCCGACCAAGCCCCCGGUACAGCAGGACCAGCCCUGGACGCACCCUCAGCAGACCACCACACCUGUCGCUGUGAUAAAGAACGACCAGUACUAUGGAGACAACGGCAGCUACAAAUAUGAAUACCAGAUUGCCGACGGCACCCACGUUGGAGAAGAAGGUUACCUGCUGAACCCGAAUACGGACCACGAGAGCCUGGUCAAGAAGGGCUGGUACUCAUACGUCGGCGCUGAUGGCAAGACCUACACUGUGACCUGGUGGGCUGAUGCCAGCGGGUUCCACGCGUCUGGCGACCAUUUGCCUACUCCACCACCGGUUCCAGCUGCGAUCCAAGCUGCCAUCGACCAAGCUGCAAAGGAGGAGGCUGCUAAACUCGAAGCCGAAAAGUACAAACCGCAACAGACUUAUCAUCCUCAGCCAACAUACCCUCAACAAACUUACCCUCAACAGACUUACCCUCAACAGACCUACCCUCAACAGACCUACCCCCAACAGACAUACCCUCAACAAACGUACCCCCAACAGACAUACCCUCAACAGACCUACCCCCAACAGCCACAAGGUGGCUACCACCCGCAGCAUACUAAACCAACUUACGGUUAGGUAAACAAAUUAUUACCAUAUUUUAAAGUAAUUUAUGUAGAAGUUUUGUCGUUGUAUGUUAUACAUUGAGGAGAGCAUUUCAGCGUAGAUUUACAUGAUCAUAUCUCUAGGUACUCAUUGGGGAUAUAUGAGAAGUUGUAUGUACAAAUUAAUCAUGUACCUACCGUGAUCGUGUAACGUUGUUAACCAGUACAAAAGGCCGAAGUAUAUUGCAAACGUAUUUUUUUCUCCUUACUAAGGCAGAAAACCUGGUUUUACAAUUCAUAUAACGUGGAACAUUGUAUAUUUUCCGACAGACAAGUCAAAUAUAGAAAUAAUAACGGUAAGUUUUCAGACCGUUAUGAGCCCUUUUAAAACAGACAUACAGACGGACAGAGUCGCACCAUAAGGCACUGGUCCCACCGCGAGCUAGGUAGCUAUGAGCUAUCGGCUAUAAAAACGAACAAAAGAUAGUCGCUCCCGUGC